Molecule: messenger RNA, 846 nt
Organism: Arctia plantaginis
Lineage: Eukaryota; Metazoa; Arthropoda; Insecta; Lepidoptera; Erebidae
Source: the annotation of a GenBank genome assembly
AUGUUUGGGAGAGUUAUCGUCGUGCUAUUGUUAUUAUGGAAACAAGAAGAAGUUAACAGUCUUCGCCUAGUGGAGCUACGGGUUCCUACACACGAGCGAGAAGGCGGCAUGGCUCUCCUCGGCUGCCAGUACGACUUGGAAGGUGACACCCUGUACUCAUUGAAGUGGUACAAAGAGUCCCGAGAAUUCUACCGGUUCGUUCCUAAGAAUGAACCACCCGUAUACUACUUUCCUACACCUGGGGUCAAUGUAGAUAUAGCCCGUUCAUCCAACACAGUCGUCGCGUUAUUAAACCUAACGCAAGAGUCAGCGGGACACUAUCGCUGCGAAGUCUCUGGUGAGGCACCGCUGUUCGCCACAGUUAACAGGCAGAAAUAUAUUAAUAUUCAUUUACUGCCAAGGACGGGGCCGCAUGUAACUGGUCUGCAAGAACAGUAUAAAAUUGAUGACAUCGUAGUUGCCAACUGCUCAUUACCUCCAUCUCGACCGAAGGCAAAUCUCAAGUGGUUGAUAAACGAUCAACCCGCUGCAGCUGAAUACGUGAUAGGACCUUGGUACAGAGUGUCGGCAGAGCGUCCAGAUGCUGCAGAAACAAUCCUACAACUUAGCUUUCAAGCAACUUCAGCCCAUUUCAUAAAUGGAGCAAUAAAACUUAAAUGUCAAGCUACAAUAGCCCCGCUGUACCAAAGAGAAACAGAAUCUACGCACUACAAAGCAUUUCCUAUCACAGCGACAACAGAUCCUCCAGAUGUGAAUAAGGCAUCCUUUUCAAAAGAUUACGCCGAACCAGCUGAAAACUCGUUGGCAACUUUAAUUAUACCAAUUCUGUACCUAAUAUUAGUAUAG